UUUUUAAGGUACUAUGAAGUGACUAAUGGAUCAGACCUUCUCCCUAAAGCUUUUCUCAAAGUCCUUAAUGUCCCCAUCCUCCUCAACUCCCCAGUUAAGAGCAUCAGCCAGUUAGAUAAUGGUGUAAUUGUAUCGUACCAGACCUCAGACCCUAGCCAACAGCCCUCUUUUACUCACCUUCCAGCUGACAUUGUCCUGGUAACAACCACAGCGAAAGCAGCCCUCUUCAUGGACUUCAAUCCACCUCUAUCCAUCCAAAAGAUGGAGGCCCUAAAGGGGGUCCACUAUGUGAGCUCUACUAAAAUCAUCCUCAUCUUCAGCGAGAAAUUCUGGGAGAAGAACGGCCUCGGAGGAAAGAGCAUCACUGACGGUCCCUCUCGUUUCAUCUACUACCCAAGCCACAAUUUCCCAAAAAAUAAGACCAUCGGCGUCCUCCUGGCUUCCUACACCUGGGCUGAUGACUCCCUCCUCUUCCAGGGAGCGAGCGAUGAAGCCCUGAAAGAGCUGGCUCUGAGAGAUUUGUCAAAGAUCCACGGCGACCAUGUUAGGUCUCUUUGCACAGGGGUGGUGGUAAAGAAGUGGACCUUGGAUCCUUACAGCUUGGGGGCCUACGCUAUCUUCACACCCUACCAACAUUUAGAGUACGCUGAGGAGCUCUUCAGAAGUGAAGGCCGGGUGCACUUUGCUGGUGAACACACAGCCUUCCCUCACACUUGGAUUGAGACGUCUAUGAAAUCUGCAAUCAGGGCUGCUAUCAACAUUAACAAUGUGGCGCUCAAAGACUCAGCUAAAUUUCCAAGAGGAGAUGAGCUCUAGGGUCUGAAGAAUUGAUUUAGUAUUAUGGUAUUAAUAAAAAGAAUACCAAAAGGUGUAAUAUCUCUAGUUAAUGCCACAGAAUUCUAUUAUGUUAAAUGCCACUUUAAUUGACUUAAGUGUACACAAAAGAGAAAUUACAUAUUUCUAAACUAGAAAAAUGAUUCCAAUACUGUACAUUGACAAUACACUUUUUUCCCCCCCUUUGCCCAACCAUGAGCUAUUGGCAGGGUUGCGCGAUACUGGAGCCUAUCCCAGUGCACAUUGCCAGAUAGUCACUAUAUAAGAGGACUGACCAUUUAUGUUAAUAUUCACACCUACAGACAACAGAUAACCUAACCUGUACGUCUUUAAGUGUAAUUUAUAUUUCUGCGUUGAAUCAACGCCAUAGCCUCUGCGUAGCCCCCUACCCUACGCCCUCACCUACGCCGUAGGGUAGGGGGCUAGGGUAGGGGGCUAGGGUAGGGGGCUACGCAGUGGAAGCUAUAUGCUACA
Messenger RNA from Micropterus dolomieu (smallmouth bass), 1308 nucleotides. RefSeq names its product L-amino-acid oxidase-like. The transcript has a single exon. The annotation marks the transcript as partial. Gene Ontology annotation, molecular function: L-amino-acid oxidase activity; polyamine oxidase activity. Lineage: Eukaryota; Metazoa; Chordata; Actinopteri; Centrarchiformes; Centrarchidae. Gene Ontology annotation, biological process: amino acid catabolic process. The record is from RefSeq and is a predicted model, not a curated record.